CCUUCUUCCCUCUUCUUUUUUUUUUUUCUUUACUUCUCUUUUAUACUUUCACCAUGCUUUUCAAGGUUAUCUCUAGACCCACUAACGUCGCUGCUGUUAAGAAGGUUGCUGUUCGUUCUUUCGCUUCUCAAUCUACUUCCAUUCCUACCCCUGCUCCUGCUGAACAAAAGACGAUUAACCCCAAGAAGUACGGUGGUAAAUAUACUGUGACCUUGAUUCCCGGUGAUGGUGUUGGUCAAGAAACUGCUGCUUCUUUGAAGGAUGUUUUCAAGGCUGCCAACGUACCUGUUGAAUUUGAACAAUACGAUGUUUCUGGUUUGACUUCUGAAGAUGAAGACCUUUUCCAAGAAUCUCUUGCCUCUCUUCGUCGCAACAAGGUUGGUAUCAAGGGUACUCUUUUCACUCCUACCUCUCGCUUGGGUCACAAGUCUUUCAACGUUACCAUGCGUAAGGAUUUGGAUAUCUAUGCCUCUCUUUCUCUCUGCAAGAACGUUCCUGGUGUCGAUUCUCGCUUGAAGAACGUCGAUAUUGCCAUUAUUCGUGAAAACACUGAAGGUGAAUACUCUGGUUUGGAACAUCAAUCUGUUCCUGGUGUUGUUGAAUCUUUAAAGAUCAUUACUCGUGCUAAGACUGAACGUAUUGCCCGUUUCGCUUUCGACUUUGCUGUCAAGAACAACCGUAAGAAGGUUACUGCUGUUCACAAGGCUAACAUCAUGAAAUUAGCUGAUGGUCUCUUCUUGCGUACUUGUCGUGAUGUUGCCAAGGAAUAUGAACAUCAUAACAUUGAAUUCAACGAUAUGAUUGUCGACAAUACUGCUAUGCAACUUGUGUCUCGCCCUCAACAAUUCGACGUUAUGGUCAUGCCUAAUCUUUACGGUAACAUUGUCUCUAAUGUCGGUGCUGGUUUAGUUGGUGGUCCUGGUUUGAUCCCUGGCUGUAACAUUGGUCGUGAAUACGCUAUGUUCGAACCUGGAUGUCGUCAUGUUGGUAUGGAUUUGUUGAAUAAGAACGCUGCCAACCCUACCGCUUUGUUGUUGUCUUCCGUCAUGAUGUUGCGUCACUUGAACUUGGAUGAACAUGCCAGCCGUAUCUCUAAUGCUGUCUAUGAAACUAUCGAAACUGGUGCUGCUAGAACUGCCGAUAUGGGUGGCAACAACACUACUCGUGAAUUCACUGCUGCUGUCAUGUCCAAGUUGUAAAAUGAUUAUUUUAUUACAUUGAUUCAUCUAUUUUUUAGUUACUUUCUCUCUUUCCUUUAUUAUUUCCCCCCCUCGUUUCCGUUCUUCAUAUUAAAAAAAUACAUAUCCUUCAUUUUUAUUUUAUUUGUUUUGCUUCCCUUUAUAUGAAGACACAUUGUAUUUUACUUUUUUUUUUAUUUGUACACAUCGUUCUUCUCCCUCAAAAAAAGAAACAAAACAAUAAAAACUCUAUAGAUUCUGAAUAUCA
Messenger RNA from Halteromyces radiatus, 1446 nucleotides. Its product is annotated as isocitrate dehydrogenase, NAD-dependent. Gene Ontology annotation, molecular function: isocitrate dehydrogenase (NAD+) activity; NAD binding; magnesium ion binding. The transcript has 6 exons. Bases 54 to 1199 code for a protein of 381 amino acids. The record is from RefSeq and is a predicted model, not a curated record. Lineage: Eukaryota; Fungi; Mucoromycota; Mucoromycetes; Mucorales; Cunninghamellaceae. Gene Ontology annotation, biological process: tricarboxylic acid cycle; isocitrate metabolic process. Gene Ontology annotation, cellular component: mitochondrion.